Messenger RNA from Drosophila mojavensis, 3735 nucleotides. It is a transcript of the gene Ir8a, whose product is annotated as ionotropic receptor 25a. NCBI's taxonomy places the organism in Eukaryota, Metazoa, Arthropoda, Insecta, Diptera, Drosophilidae. The record is from RefSeq and is a predicted model, not a curated record. The transcript is spliced from 6 exons. The coding region runs from base 806 to 3715 and encodes 969 amino acids. Gene Ontology annotation, cellular component: plasma membrane; postsynaptic membrane. Gene Ontology annotation, biological process: modulation of chemical synaptic transmission; monoatomic ion transport; synaptic transmission, glutamatergic. Gene Ontology annotation, molecular function: glutamate-gated receptor activity; transmitter-gated monoatomic ion channel activity involved in regulation of postsynaptic membrane potential.
AUAUAAAAAACAUUGAAAGGAUUUUGAUAUUUAGUUAAAAUUAAAUAUGUUGUAGUCACGUAUUGUUCGGUACGUAUGUUCGUAAAAGAUUAAGUUUAAUAAAUUAUCGGCUAUACUAAUUAAGCUGCACCCAUAUUUAGUUGUAUGCGAUGAAAUCUUUAAUAUUAAUCUCUGUAAAUAUUUCUUGGGAAUAUUCGAAUCACGAAGGUUUUAAGCAGUCUAUAUUUUUAAAUUGGAUAGCGCACAUAUUAUAUACGAUAUAAGAUAAUACUAUUGUAAAAAAUACAUAAAAGGUUCUCAACUUGUCACGUGACCCUAGUGGGCAUACGACGAUUGCACGAGUCCAUAUUCCAAAUUUUAUGGGCCUGCCUUAUAUAGAGGUAUAUUUUAUGGUUUGUCCGGAGAAGAUGCACAUAGUAACGUGUCGUCCACUUCUUUACCUAGAGCAGCAUGGAUUAAUGUUCCAGAAUUUAAAUAUAUAUGCAGUUGUAAAUAAGGCAGACAUAAAGAUAUCGAGGCGGAUUCUAGAUGUAUGUACAUAUAUGUAAAUACAAUCACACCUUUACCGUAAAGGAGAUCAGGAUACAGAGUAUAUUCAAGCCGGCUAUACCAGACUUGAGAACUCUUUCAAUCGUUCGCUUUGAGUAGUAUUUUAUAUAAUUGUCAAAUUAUGCAAUCAGACGAAGUGCCCAGGGGGAGGCUUUGGGUGGUUGCAUCCCGCGACAACAUUUAAAUUGAAUGGAAUUUUUUGAAUUGACAACUAGACAGACUUGCAAUUGCAUAUUGUCUUAACAACUGCCAAUCGAUGGACUCAAAUUAUGUGCAAUUUUACGAAUUGAGCAAGGACUGUCUCUUUGGCAAUCGACUAAUUUACGGUCAGCACUUGCAGUUGACGGUCAGAAUGGAUCGGACUAAUAUUGUGAGGCUCUGGCUGUGCAUUAACGUAAGCCUGGUCACUGCUAAAGAGCUUAAGAUAACCUUUUGGGUCGAGCCAGUACAGAGAGCAGAGUUUGAAACUGAUAUUGCAUCUGUUCUUAAGGAGCUGAAAACUUUGCAGUUGGAUACGCGGAUCAGCGAUGCGGUGGUGCAACUAAGUCGCACCGACGACCAACAGGACAUGGACAGCUUCUGUGAGAUUCUUGGCAGCGUGGGCAGUUCGGUGAUUAUCGAUCUGAGUUACAGUCGCUGGUCUCACGGCUACGAGCUGGCUCAUACACAUGGCUUUGCUUAUAUGCGUUUUGACCGGAUAAUGCGUCCCUUUCUGAAUAUGUUUGCCGAUUUUAUGCGCCAGAAGCAGGCCAAUAAUGUGGUUAUGAUUUUCCAAAAUUCCCGCGACACCAUGGAGGCCAUGAAGCAGCUAAUGACCGGUUAUCCAUUCCGCGCUCUUAUUCUGGACGCCAGUGAUAAGCAAUCGGAGGACUUUGUUGAGCGACUGGUUCGAUUGAGACCCGCUCCCAAUUACUAUGCCAUAUUUGCCCGCGGCGCUGCUAUGAAUGGAAUCUUUGAGCGCGUCAAUAUGGGUAACCUUUUCCAGCGGCCCACCGAAUGGCAUUUCGUUUUUCUCGAUACCAGAGAUCGCGUUUUCAAAUACAAACAACAGGUGGAGUUUUCUACGCGCUUCACCUUAAACGCACGUGCCAUCUGUCGAUCGAUGCAGAUGCGAGACCUUUACUGUGGCAGUGGAUUCACGUUACAACGCGCCUUGCUGUUGAGUGUGCUAAGGAGUCUGAUUGACUCGGCGGAGAUGAGUCCAGAGUUUCCAGAGCCAGUUUAUCUAAACUGCAGCAGCAGUAUUGAAGCAGGUGGUGGAGCUGCAGCCAAAAGCCUGGAGAAUGUACACUGGAACAACUUUGUGGGGUAUGUGCCGAGCAGCGAGGAUCCCUAUACCACCGAAGCGCUGAUUGAGGCGAGCGAUGAGGAGUCGGUGCCACAUUUGACGUUUGUGGCCAACAUUUCCGCAGGCUACUAUUCGAGCGAACAUGAGGCCAAGACGGAUUUGGCCAUUUGGGUAUCGGGCACACUGCGACUUCUCAAUGAGACAAUUAGUCCAACUAGACGUUUUUUUCGAAUCGGCACCGCUGAGAGCGUGCCGUGGAGCUAUUAUCGUCGCAAUCCGAACACUGGUGAGCUGAUCCUCAGCAAAAGCGGUGCUCCCAUCUGGGAGGGCUACUGCAUUGAUUUUAUAAAACGGUUAGCAGAGAAGCUCAACUUUGACUACGAAAUCGUUGCACCCGUACAGGGGCACAUGGGCGAGCGCAACGAGCGGGGCGAGUGGGAUGGCGUAAUUGGCGAUUUGGUAAGUGGCGAGACGGACUUGGCCAUCGCUGCACUUAAGAUGUAUUCGGAGCGUGAGGAAGUGGUUGACUUUCUACCACCCUAUUACGAACAGACUGGCAUUUCUAUAGUGAUGCGAAAACCGAUUCGACGCACCUCGCUGUUCAAGUUUAUGACGGUGCUGCGGCUUGAGGUCUGGUUGAGCAUCGUUGCCGCCCUGGUGGGCACAGCAUUGAUGAUCUGGUUCAUGGAUAAGUAUUCACCCUAUAGCUCACGCAAUAAUCGCGACGCUUAUCCAUAUGAAUGCCGCGAGUUUACGCUUCGGGAAAGUUUCUGGUUCGCCCUGACCUCAUUCACACCGCAAGGCGGCGGUGAGGCUCCGAAAGCCGUUUCCGGACGCUUGCUAGUUGCUGCAUAUUGGCUGUUCGUGGUUCUCAUGCUCGCCACGUUUACGGCCAACUUGGCUGCGUUUCUUACGGUGGAGCGUAUGCAGACGCCUGUACAGUCGUUGGAGCAGCUGGCGAGACAAUCUCGCAUUAACUAUACGGUGGUCAAGGACUCUGACACGCAUCAGUACUUUAUAAAUAUGAAGUUCGCCGAGGAUACGUUGUAUCGCAUGUGGAAGGAGCUGGCAUUGAAUGCAUCCAAGGACUUUCGAAAGUUUCGAAUUUGGGACUAUCCCAUUAAGGAACAGUUCGGACAUAUUUUGCUAGCCAUUAAUAGCUCAUUGCCGGUCGCGAAUUCUACAGAAGGAUUUAAAAAUGUGGAUGCGCACGGCAAUGCGGAUUAUGCUUUCAUACACGAUUCAGCAGAGAUCAAGUACGAGGUAACUAGAAACUGCAAUCUGACAGAGGUUGGUGAGGUGUUUGCCGAGCAACCCUAUGCUGUUGCCGUGCAGCAGGGCAGCCAUCUGGGUGAUGAGCUGAGCUAUGCAAUUUUGGAACUGCAAAAGGAUCGCUUUUUCGAAGAGCUCAAAGGCAAAUAUUGGAAUCAAUCAAAUUUGCGCCUGUGUCCACUGUCUGAUGACCAGGAAGGUAUCACCCUGCAGAGCUUGGGUGGUGUUUUCAUAGCCACCUUGUUUGGCCUUAUUAUAGCCAUGAUAACGCUCGUCAUUGAGAUAAUGUACUACCAGAAAAAGCAGAAGUCCUUGGCGCUGGUAACCCAGGUUAAGCCUCUGGAUAUGAACGAGUUCACAAAAUUUGCCUGGCUUAACACAGAAGGGAAAGACAAGGAUAUAACAAAGAAAGUUAAAGCACCACCCAAGAAGCCAACUAAAGUGACACCGCCACCUUCAUUUGAAACUGCUACGUUUCGAGGCAGGAAGACAGCUGAAACUGUAACGCUGGGUACUGGAAAGCUUAAACCCGGUGCUCGAGAACAUGGGCUACAUUUUCGUCGGGACCUAACCGACGCACAGUCUCGCAUAGCUUAUAUAGAAUAAAUUGAUCAUACUUUUCUCAA